Didymosphaeria variabile is the source of this 1125-nucleotide messenger RNA. RefSeq lists its product as uncharacterized. The transcript has 4 exons. Gene Ontology annotation, cellular component: membrane. Lineage: Eukaryota; Fungi; Ascomycota; Dothideomycetes; Pleosporales; Didymosphaeriaceae. Gene Ontology annotation, molecular function: transmembrane transporter activity. Bases 1 to 1125 code for a protein of 374 amino acids. The record is from RefSeq and is a predicted model, not a curated record. Gene Ontology annotation, biological process: transmembrane transport.
AUGUCCUCGCCAGAGAAGGUCGACAAGGGCGGGGACUCGCCUAACAAAGUCCAUAUCCCGGAUGUUGAGAAGGUCAACUCGACAUGGAACGACCCAGCCGACAUACCAGCCGAUCUUGAGAAGCGCAUUACCCGAAAACUUGAUAAGCGUCUCAUGCCAUGGCUCUUCGGUCUAUGGCUCCUGGCCUUCAUCGACAGAAGCAACAUCGGAAAUGCCAAGAUCGACGGCAUGACAGAGGACCUGCGACUUGAUGCCAACAAGUUCAACAUCGCUUUGGCCGUCUUCUACGUGCCGUACAUUUUGUGGGAUGUCCCGAGCAACCUCGUCAUCAAGUACUUUAAGGCUGGGUAUUAUCUGCCCGGUCUGCUGAUUGCCUGGGGCUUUGUCUCGAUGUGCACUGGGUUUGUCAAGAGCUAUGCUGGGCUUCUGGCUGCACGCUUCUUCCUUGGGCUGGCCGAGGGUGGCUUGCUCGGUGGCAUGUUGGUCUAUCUUGCCAUGUUUUACCGGCGGCACCAGAUGCUCUAUCGCAUAACCCUUUUUUACUGUGCCGCACCUUUAAGCGGUGCUUUCGGUGGCCUUCUCGCGACUGGUCUCGCCCAGAUUCAUACCGAAGGCUUCGACGGCUGGCCUUUCAUCUUCUUCGUCGAAGGCGCCAUAACCAUCAUCUUCGGCGUCGCUGUGCUCUUCUUUCUCCCACAUACACCCAGCGAUAUCAAGUUCUUCACCCCAGAAGAGAAGGAAGCCUGUAUAGCGCGUAUGCGUCUUGACGCCCAUGGUGCGGCUGCCGCUUCUACCGUUGAAGAAGAGAGGUUUGACUGGUUCUGGGUCCGUCGCGCUCUCCUGAACGUCAACACAAUCGUCCUUUCCCUCGCCUUCUUCGCCAUUAUCACACCUAUCUACUCCUUCUCUCUCUUCCUGCCGACUAUCAUUCGAUCAAUGGGCUACGGGAGGGUGACCGCGCAGCUCUUCACCGUCCCGCCGAACAUGGGCGCUUUCUUCGUGGUCCUUUUCACCGGCUGGACGAGCGACAAGUGGCAUAUGCGGGGGCCCCUCAUGCUCGUUGGAUCGGAGCUUGAUACAAUAUGGUGGGACGUUUCUGGUUGCGGCGGGCAUCUUUCCGUGUAG